AACAGUUGAGACCCGAAGGCAGCGGUCGGAGUAGACGCAACAAUUUUCUCAGCACCUUUCUCCUCCCAUGAUUUCUUCUUCUUCUCAAUUUCAAAUAAGAAUUGAAAACACCCAUCUCUAGCAAUAUUCCCAAGAAAAAAAAAAACUGUGUAUAUACUUUCCUUAUUCUUUUGUAUAAAUUAAAAGAAAAAAAGGAAAAAAAAUGGUAGCUUUGCUGUUCCGCCGGAGACUAUCACUGGUGAGCAUUCCGCGUAAGAGUCUUAUAUCACAUGGUGGCUGGGAGUUGUAUUGGCUCCCAUGGAAUAUGGAAACAGAAGCUUCUUUUGCUAUUUGUAAUCGCUUAAGGCAAUUCAGCAGUUCCACUGCUGCUAGAAAAGUCGAUUUUACAGACCUUACCCAUCCGCAUACAUGGUACCCACAUGCUCGAAAGAAAAGCAGGAAUGUCUUUUUACAUGUGGGCCCAACAAAUAGCGGCAAAACAUAUUAUGCCCUAAAACAGCUCGAGUCGAGUUCUUCUGGUGUUUACUGUGGGCCUUUGAGGUUAUUAGCAUGGGAGGUUGCUAAAAGGUUGAACAAGUCAAAAGUUCCUUGUGACCUUAUUACUGGACAAGAGAGGGAGGAAGUUGAUGGUGCAAGACAUAAGGCUGUUACAGUAGAGAUGGCUGAUGUUGCAUCUGACUACGACUGUGCGAUUAUUGAUGAAAUUCAGAUGAUAGGGUGUAGGUCAAGGGGCUUUUCGUUUACACGUGCAUUAUUGGGAUUAGCUGCUAAUGAGUUGCAUCUGUGUGGAGAUGCAGCAGCUGUUCCUCUUGUUCAGGAAAUCCUCAAAGUGACUGGAGACACCAUCAAGGUUCAAUACUAUGAGAGGCUCUCACCUCUUGUCCCAUUAAAGGUUCCUUUAGGAUCUUUCUCCAAUAUAAGGACUGGUGACUGCGUAGUCACCUUCUCGCGUACGGAGAUAUACAGGAUGAAGAAACUAAUUGAAACGGGGGGAAAGCAUCUUUGCUCUGUUGUUUAUGGUUCAUUGCCGCCAGAGACUCGAACUAGACAGGCAACAUUGUUCAAUGAUGCAAGCAGUGACUCUGAUGUUCUUGUAGCGAGUGAUGCUAUUGGGAUGGGUCUCAACCUUAACAUUUCUAGAAUUAUAUUUUCAACAUUAAAGAAAUUUGAUGGUGUUGAAAUGCGGGAUCUAACUGUGCCAGAGAUAAAGCAGAUAGCAGGGAGAGCAGGCAGGUACAAAUCCAAGUUUUCUGUUGGUGAAGUAACUUGCUUGGACGCAGAUGAUCUGCCACUACUUCAUUCUUCGCUGGAUUCUCCAUCUCCUGUACUUGAGCGAGCUGGCCUCUUUCCAAACUUCGACCUUUUAUACAUGUAUUCUCGUCUACAUCCAAAGCAUGGCCUACAUGAGAUACUGGAGCAUUUUCUGGACAAUGCCAAGUUAUCGGAGCACUAUUUCAUUGCUAAUUGUGAAGAAAUGUUGAAAGUUGCUGCUCUUAUUGAUACACUACCCCUCAGUUUGCACGAUAAAUAUCUCUUCUGUAUAAGUCCAGUUGACAUGGAUGAUGACAUUUCAUCUCAAGGCCUCACUCAAUUUGCAACAAAUUAUUCUAAAAAUGGCCUGGUACGGCUGCGCGAAAUAUUUACUCCUGGGACGCUUAAGGUGCCAAAAUCUCAUACUGCACUUAAGGAGCUUGAAUCAAUUCACAAGGUUUUGGAUCUGUAUGUUUGGUUGAGUUAUCGCUUGGAGGAGAGCUUUCCAGAUCGAGAGCUGGCUUCCUCACAGAAGGCUAUUUGCAGCAUGUUGAUAGAGGAGUUUUUGGAAAGACUAGGAUGGCAAAGGCCAAGGACAAAGAGAUUAACUCAACAUAGUAGAUUGAAUUCACUGUUCUCCAGGGAAGCGAGACAGCAUAUUAACUCUUAGUGUUACUUUCCAAGUAUGGAAGCUUCUGAAUCAAAAACACUUGUCCCAUGUUUAACAAUGAUUCUGGUCAAGAAGUUUGGCUGGUUUCCCGUGAAUGCAUUGGUAGUGAUUGUUGUACUUCUCCUUUUUAGGUCCAGCAAAUUGGAUGUGUUAACUGUACAUUAUGCUCAAAGAUAUGUUCCAACACAUACUCAACAGUACUCUCUAUUUCUUUUCAUUUGAAUACAAUAAGAUACGUCUUUCCAUUUUGUCCAA
Nicotiana tabacum (common tobacco) is the source of this 2176-nucleotide messenger RNA. Its product is annotated as ATP-dependent RNA helicase SUV3, mitochondrial. Gene Ontology annotation, cellular component: mitochondrial degradosome. The record is from RefSeq and is a predicted model, not a curated record. Lineage: Eukaryota; Viridiplantae; Streptophyta; Magnoliopsida; Solanales; Solanaceae. Gene Ontology annotation, biological process: mitochondrial RNA 3'-end processing. Gene Ontology annotation, molecular function: RNA helicase activity; ATP binding; hydrolase activity, acting on acid anhydrides.